Molecule: messenger RNA, 510 nt
Organism: Phaeoacremonium minimum UCRPA7
Lineage: Eukaryota; Fungi; Ascomycota; Sordariomycetes; Togniniales; Togniniaceae
Product: putative helix-turn-helix-domain containing protein type protein
Exons: 1
Coding region: 1-510 (169 amino acids)
Source: RefSeq, a predicted model, not a curated record
AUGGCUCCAACUACUUUGUACCAAGCCAGCAUUGGGUUCUUCAUCAAUGGCAUGAGCACACUCCUGCACAUCCUACAGAAAGCUUCGGAGGCGCCAAAUGCCGAGUCGUUUCCAAACGCAAAGCUUUACGAGGACAUGCGCCCACUGUCCUUCCAGAUCCAAACGGCCUCCAACUCGGCCAAGAAGAGCGUACUGCGCCUAACAGGGAAAGACUUUGGCGCCUGGGAAGACAAUGAAACAACCAUGCCGGAGUUGAUUGCGCGAGUAGAGAAGACCCUGGCUUUGUUGAAGUCGAUCGAGCCAAAGGAGGUUGAAGGAGCGGAUGAUAAGCUUAUUGCGCUGCCCACCGCCGAAGGAGGAACGGCCGAACGGAGCGUACGAGUGAUCAUGCUCUCUUUUGGUGUACCUAAUUUCUUUUUUCAUGUCAACAUGGCAUAUGCGAUUCUCCGCUCUCAAGGUGUCCCCUUGGGUAAAGACGAUUACAUCGAGGGUUUCAGUCACGCGACCUAA